CAUCAUUUAUUUGUUAAAUUGGAAAAGCAAUACUGCUGUAGCAGGAAAUGAGCUUUUCUUCAAGCAUCUAUUCAUUUCUGUAUCAUAUUUUUUUUAUUUUACAAAUCAAUAGCUGCAGGUUAUUAUUCAAACGUGAUUACCGUCGAUAUUGCGCCCAUUAUUAGUUUCCUUACAUUAUGCUGGGGCUUUGUGGGAGACCUAUUGACUUCAGGUAACAAAGAAAAUAGACGAGGAUCAGUAAUAAGAAGGAAAUAAGGCAUGCCAUUUCCGUCCAUGUGACAUUUUAACAGCUCUGCAACUGUGAUGAUCAGCAGAGAAAAAAUAAAAAUAAUUCAAAAGGAAUAAUGGGAUUUAGUGCUUCAAAUAUAUUUCUUAUCAUGGUAGUAUUCACAAGAAUUUCAAACGGAAAGCAGUGUCUUAAGAACGAUGACAUUGGAUGGAGGGAAGGAAAUAUCUACGAAUGUUUGGACCCACUAUACCCAGCCUGCUGCGAAGUGUACAGAAAGUUUACAUGUUGUGAAGAACCAAGAAAUAAAAAUAUGCGGGAACAGCUACAACUGUGGGGGACACUCUCGUUGAUUGCUCUCCUAUUAUUGGUUGUUUAUUUAUAUUACAACAACGAUUCACAGCCCUGUUGUUCCUGCAGUUGUGAUGUUAUUCACGCAUUGGCGGCGUUUUUUAGACGUAUGCGCAAUACAUGUUCAAGAAGAAAGAAAACCUUUGAAGUGACAGAUGACAAAUAUCUGCAUGAAUCCAAAGGACUGCGUCAUACAAUACCUGGAAGCCAAUCCUACCAGACUAAUGCAUAUGAAAAAAUUAAUGUUACAUAAUGCAAAUACUUCGCAAUGUGGCUUUACAGAGAAAGGGAAAACCUAUUGUUUUACUGUCGCAUAGCUGAAUGAAAAUAUGAAACAAAAUACAAAAUGGGUCAAUUUUGAAAUCACGAGGUAUUAAUAAUCUCUUUACAAGGCAGCGAAAAUAACAAUGAAAUCUUUUCAGAAUUAUGAUUUAAACCGGGUUAAAUGUAUAAGAUAACAGUGACCGACGCUACCGUAAACCACUCGAACGAGUCUAACGUUCACUCUUUUUCCAUGACCAAUGAGAUCACUGUGCAUGUGACACUUAUUAAUCGUCGGCAAGAAGUCAAUAUAUUGUGGUAUAGUUGAUAACUUUCGCAUGCCCCAAGUCAGUGUUUACGACGUCUUGUAUUUUCCUCAUGUUGCUAACAGCUUUUCGUUUUCGGUAUUUCUCAGAUCUAUUGUUUAAUAGACCAUUAAAAAUGAUCUAUAUGGAAUAUGCAAUGUCACAUAUAAAUAAACGCCUAGUUCGGAUGAGAUUACUUUACUGUGAUACUCUGGUAUAAUUUAACUUAUUGCAUAUAAAACUAUGUAACUGCAAUGAAAAAAUCUGAAUUAAGUUUCCUUCUUAUAUGUCAUUGGUAAAUAGGAAAAAGUUUAAAAAUCCUUGAAUCCAUUGGAAUCUGCCCCAUUUAGGGACAUUUAGACCAGUUUUGUUAGAAACAUAAUGUACAAAUAUAUCAAGACCAUUUAUCAAUAAAAUAAAAUUAUUAUUGACAUACUUUCUCUUUCAAUCACCAAAUAAAACGAUUUUCUUAUUUGGAAAAGGUCAAUGUGAUAAGUGAUGAAGUAGUGAUGAAGUAGAGUGACAUAUAAACAUGGUUAUAAAAGUAUGUUACAGCCGUCAUCUUCUGAUGUAUGUCAUCAAUUAUUUGGUUUGUUCAUCUCCUUUGAUGAAUUUCUUAUCCCGCCUUGCCCCAAAUAAAUAACAAAUAAUGGAAGAGAUAGCGGUUAGGUGUGUUCAUAUUGUUUUCUAUGAAGCUUGUUACUAUUGCUUUUGUUAAUGUGAUGUAACGAAGUAAACUAAUAUUACACUAAAACAAUAUUCAAACAAUACACUCAAUUAAUUUUUGUUGUAUUUAUUGUUUUUCUAGUUUGUGUUUCUUUCUAUCUUUUAUAGCAAAUGAAUUAGUUCUCUUAAUUACAUUACUUAAUAUAUUUUUGUUCAAAAGUGAUCGAAAAUAAAGAACAUGUAUAUGC
This is a messenger RNA of Mercenaria mercenaria, 2057 nucleotides long. RefSeq lists its product as uncharacterized. The record is from RefSeq and is a predicted model, not a curated record. The coding region runs from base 345 to 830 and encodes 161 amino acids. Lineage: Eukaryota; Metazoa; Mollusca; Bivalvia; Venerida; Veneridae. The transcript has 4 exons.